Zingiber officinale is the source of this 1065-nucleotide messenger RNA. RefSeq names its product neo-calmodulin-like. Gene Ontology annotation, molecular function: enzyme regulator activity; calcium ion binding. NCBI's taxonomy places the organism in Eukaryota, Viridiplantae, Streptophyta, Magnoliopsida, Zingiberales, Zingiberaceae. The record is from RefSeq and is a predicted model, not a curated record. The coding region runs from base 391 to 894 and encodes 167 amino acids. The transcript is spliced from 4 exons.
CGAUGUCUCAAACCGUAGCGUGCGAUCGUCGACAGGCACGCCCAACGUUAUAACACGUUCAUAAUUUUCUAGUAUCAUCAAACUAACUGCGAGGUAUACAAUUUCAUGUGCAACCCAUCAAUUUGUUACCCCCAAUACGAUUCACGGAAGCCACCGGGAAGCUUCCGUGUUUAGCUUGAGAAAACACUCUUGUUUACCUUCCUAGAAACUCGAGAGAAAUCCAAUACAAAUUAGUAUAUGCUCGCCUUACGGAGAUAGAGAAAUUUCUUCCCCCUGUAGGAUCCUAUUUCAUGGAAACUUCAGUCAAUGGUCUAUAUAUUCUUAUUCACUCGUCACUACUGACUGCAAAAACUAUCUCCCUUCCCUUAAACUUUAUUACUCACGACCUUCAUGGAUCCUCUUCAAGAAAAGAAUUUCCUGGCAUGCCUAGCUGAUCACCAGGAGGCUUUCGCCCUCUUCGACAGGAACGGAGAUGGCCACAUCACGCCUCAAGAACUGGAGUCUGUCCUUCAAUCCAUGGGUUACCAUCCAACCAGAAAAGACCUGAUGGAUAUGAUCAAGGAGGUGGACACAGAUGGAAAUGGAACCAUUGAGUUAAAUGAGUUUCAGGACAUAAUUUUUAACGCGAUUACGGAGGCUAAUGCUGAGGAGGAACUGAAAGAAGCCUUUAAACUUUUUGAUAAAGAUAACAACGGAUUAAUCUCUCCCAAUGAGCUCAUGAGUGUCAUAGGCAAUCUUGGUAAAGAAGUACAGUAUGAAGAAGUUGAGGCGAUGAUUAAGGAAGUCGAUCUCGAUGGCGAUGUGCACGUGGACUUUCGUGAAUUCAGCCGAGUAAUGGGAGGGUGGCAACUGAAUCUGCCUUCUGCAAAUCAGGCAUCCACCUCUUCUGAUUGAACUGAAGCAUUCUGAUAUGAUAUCAAGAUAUUUUUGUUGUUUCGAUAUAAAUGGUUCACAUGUUGUUUGAUGGUGUGGAAUUACUUAGUUUGCUGUUAGUGACUUAAAAACCAUUGAUUUGGUCAUCAGCAUGUUGUCGAUCGACAUGGAGCUUCAAAAUUCGUGUGUUUG